AUGAGUAUUCUCUACCACCCUGGCAAGGCCAAUGUUGUUGCAGGUGAUCUAAGUCGUAUGACCAUGGGUAGUGUGUCUCAUGUGGAAGAGGGUAUGAAAGACCUAGUCAAAGAUGUUCAUAGGUUGGCUAAAUUGGGUGUUCGGUUGGAAUAUUCCCCAAAUGGUGCCUUUAUGGUUCAUAAUAACUCUGCAUCAUCUUUAGUGCUUGAGGUGAAGUCUAACCAACAUCUUGAUCCACUAUUGAUGGAGUUGAAGAAAUUGUCAAAGUCCAUUGUUAUUAAACUUGAUGAGAAAAUUGACCAAAGAAAGAAAUUUGGUGAAACCGGCCAAGACAAGAUUUGCAACGGCCUUCUAAACUUUGAGAGCUAUGUACAUACAAAGAAAAACUUGAAAACUUUAGUCCUCUCAACCGAAUGGAAUUCAAGUAAAUUUGCAAAGGAAACUUUGGGGAGAGAAGUUGCCAAUCUUAUUAUUUCUAUCCACUUUUGGAAUGAUGUUGUUCGGGCACUUACAGUUUGUAGCCCUUUGACAAAAGUGUUUCGUUUGGUGGAUGGUGAGAAAAAACCAUCAAUGGGUUAUAUUUAUGAAGCAAUGGAAAGAGCCAAAGAAUCUAUUGCACAUGGUUUUUGUGGAAUUCAGAAGCAUCAUGCUAAAGUGUUUCAAAUUAUUGAUACAAGGUGGUCAGAACAACUCCAUCGGCCUUUGCAUGCUGCAGGCCAUGUUUUGAACCCAGGAUUAUUUUAUAAAGCUGAAGAAGAGGUAGCUUUAUCACAGACUUUGUGGACCGAGUAUUAUGCAUGUGUUGAGAAGUUGGUCUGUGAUACAACAAUACAAGAUGAACUAAUCGCUGAGCUUCCUAAGUACAAAAUGGCGGAUGGACUAUUUGGUUGUUGUCCGGCUAAAAGAGCUAGAGACACAAGGUCACCGGAGAUUCAUUCCAAAAAGAGGAAUAGGAUUACACUAUCACGUCUCAAUGAUCUAGUGUACAUUAAGUACAAUAGAACAUUGAAACGUCGUUAUGAUGGUCGUGAUCUUAUUGAUCCAAUUCACUUGGAUAACAUAGAUGAUUCAAAUGAAUGGUUAGUUGGAUGCCCCGAAGAUCAAGAUGAUGAACUAGUAUAUGAGGAUGAUGAUCUUACUUGGUGUAGUGUUGCUACGGCAAUCGGAGCGGAUGAGAGUAUCUAUCUUCUUAGGGGACUUUCUUCAAGAUCAACAGUACUUGACAAGGGCAUUGGAUUAGAAAGUAUAUCUACAAGUUCAUCUUCAAGUAGGACUCAAACACUAAUUGAUGAAGAAUACGAGGAGGAAAAAGAUGAAGAGCAAUAUAAUGAUGUAGAGGAUUUUGAUCUUCAAGAGUUGGAUAAUUUUAAAGAAGAAUAG
Solanum lycopersicum (tomato) is the source of this 1380-nucleotide messenger RNA. NCBI's taxonomy places the organism in Eukaryota, Viridiplantae, Streptophyta, Magnoliopsida, Solanales, Solanaceae. The record is from RefSeq and is a predicted model, not a curated record.